Molecule: messenger RNA, 498 nt
Organism: Phyllotreta striolata
Lineage: Eukaryota; Metazoa; Arthropoda; Insecta; Coleoptera; Chrysomelidae
Source: the annotation of a GenBank genome assembly
AUGCCUCCCAAAUUCGACCCCACCGAGGUAAAACACGUAAAACUAAGAUGCGUAGGGGGCGAAGUAGGGGCCACUUCUUCAUUAGCCCCCAAAAUCGGCCCCCUCGGCCUAUCGCCCAAGAAAAUCGGCGAUGACAUCGCCAAGGCCACAUCAGAAUGGAAAGGCCUAAAAAUCACGGUACAGCUGCGAAUUCAAAACCGCCAGGCUACUAUCACGGUAGUACCUUCAGCUGCUUCUCUCAUCCUCAGGGCGCUCAAGGAGCCUCAACGCGACAGGAAGAAACAGAAGCACAUUAAACACAACGGGAACUUACCACUGGAAGCCAUUAUCGACAUAGCGAGGGAGAUGAGACCGAGAUCCGUGGCCAAAACACUCGCCGGUACUGUUAAGGAGAUAUUAGGUACCGCCAAUUCGGUGGGAUGUACCGUAGAAGGGAAAUCUCCGCAGGAAGUUAUAGAAGAUAUUAAUGAAGAUGCAAGUAUAGUGCCUGAUGCUUAA